Molecule: messenger RNA, 2734 nt
Organism: Tachyglossus aculeatus (Australian echidna)
Lineage: Eukaryota; Metazoa; Chordata; Mammalia; Monotremata; Tachyglossidae
Gene: ACVR1
Product: activin A receptor type 1
Exons: 11
Coding region: 144-1706 (520 amino acids)
Biological process (GO): protein phosphorylation; cellular response to growth factor stimulus; heart development
Cellular component (GO): plasma membrane; BMP receptor complex
Molecular function (GO): ATP binding; SMAD binding; transforming growth factor beta receptor activity, type I
Source: RefSeq, a predicted model, not a curated record
GUCCCGUUCCCGGCGGAGCCAUGUCGGGCUGAGCGCGGGGGGGGGGGACCCGGCCCGGCCCGGCCCGGCCUCCCUCCCUCCCUCCCUCCCUCCUCCCUUCCAUCCUCCCGGGAGCCGCAGCCCGCCCGGACCAGAGCUAUACAAUGUUAGAUGGAGUUAUGAUUCUUCCUGUACUGAUGAUGAUAGCUUUCCCCUCCCCAAGUGUGGAAGAUGAGGAGCCAAAGUUGAAUGCCAUCCUCUACACCUGUGUGUGUGAAGGGCUGUCCUGUGGGAGCCAGCAUCACUGCCAGGGCCAGCAAUGCUUUGUUUCCUUGAGCAUAAACGAUGGCAUCAAAAUCCAUCAGAAAGGCUGCUUCCAAGUCUACGAGCAGAGCAAGAUGACCUGCAGGACGCCGCCCACUCCCGACCAGGCUGUGGAGUGCUGCCAGGGUAACUGGUGCAACAAGAACAUCACGGCCCAGCUGCCCACCAAAGGAAAAUCCUUCCAAGGGGCCUCUUCAUACUACAGCUUGGAAACCAUCGCCAUCGUGUCACUCUGUUCGAUUGUCGUAGUAUGCAUUCUAGGUUUCCUCACCGUGCUGAUGAUUAGAAAACUCCAGAGGUACAAUGAAGAGCGACUCAACCCCAGGGAUGUGGAGUAUGGCACCAUCGAAGGGCUCAUCACCACAAAUGUCGGCGACAGCACCUUAGCACCAAACAGAUCAGAGCUCUCAAUACAGGAUUUAUUGGACCAUACCUGCACAUCGGGGAGUGGCUCCGGCCUUCCUUUCUUGGUUCAAAGAACCGUGGCGCGACAGAUCACGCUCAUGGAGUGUGUAGGAAAGGGCCGAUAUGGAGAGGUUUGGCGGGGCCAAUGGCAAGGAGAGAACAUCGCAGUGAAAAUAUUUUCUUCCCGCGAUGAAAAAUCCUGGUUCAGGGAAACAGAGUUGUAUAAUACUGUGUUGCUAAGACAUGAGAAUAUCUUGGGUUUCAUUGCCUCAGAUAUGACAUCGAGACACUCAAGCACCCAGCUCUGGCUGAUCACGCAUUAUCACGAGAUGGGAUCCUUGUAUGACUACCUACAGCUCACGACACUGGACACAGUGAACUGCCUCCGAAUAGUGCUGUCCAUAGCUAGCGGCCUCGCACAUCUGCACAUAGAAAUAUUUGGUACCCAGGGGAAGCCAGCUAUCUCCCACCGGGACUUAAAGAGCAAAAACAUCCUUGUGAAGAAGAAUGGGCAGUGCUGCAUAGCCGACCUAGGCCUCGCCGUCAUGCACUCCCAGAGCACCAAUCAGCUGGAUGUGGGUAACAACCCCCGCGUGGGAACCAAGCGCUACAUGGCCCCCGAAGUUCUGGACGAAACCAUCCAGGUGGACUGUUUCGACUCGUACAAGAGGGUGGAUAUUUGGGCCUUCGGACUGGUCCUGUGGGAGGUGGCCCGGCGGAUGGUGAGCAAUGGAAUUGUAGAAGAUUACAAGCCUCCAUUCUACGAUGUGGUCCCAAAUGACCCGAGCUUUGAAGAUAUGAGAAAAGUGGUCUGCGUGGAUCAGCAGAGGCCAAACAUUCCCAACAGAUGGUUCUCAGAUCCAACAUUAACCUCUCUGGCCAAGCUGAUGAAAGAGUGCUGGUAUCACAAUCCAUCUGCGAGACUAACAGCCCUGCGAAUCAAAAAGACUUUGACCAAAAUUGAUAAUUCCUUAGAUAAACUGAAAGCUGACUGUUGACAUUUUUUGUGGUGCCGUCAAGAUGGAAGGGUGUUUUUUUUGUUUGUUUUGUUUUGGGUUUUUUGAGGGGGACGGUGGGUGGGGAGGCGGAGGGCGGCAAUCCAUCUUGGAAAUAUGCCGACCUGGUAUACUCGGAACUGCACCCCGCUCCCCCCAAAUGGCUUUGUAGACAUGGUGGAUAUUCUUACCUCGCCAUCGGUGUGGAAGAUGGUGAAACCACCCGGACCUCGCUCAGUGACAAAAAUGGGCAUUUGACAAACUGUUUGUGCUUCAGAGACUUAUGAUGGAUAGACUGUUGCAUAGGUGUUGGUUGAUUGGUUGGUCUGAAGGAACACAGAGAAAUCCUAAGACAAGAUCUGGGCAUUAUGACAAUGGCUUUGAAUAUCUUUCACAGGUCUCCUAGACACUCCCAGAGUGAACAAGAGGAAAUGAUGCAUUUUAAUCAGCAAUAUUGCCUGUGCUUCUUUUCUUUAUUGCACUAGGAAUUCUUUGCAUUCCUUACUUGCACUGUUACUGUUAGUUUUGAAGACCUGACCUGCCAAAAAAAUGACUGGCUAUGUACUCCAUUGAUCUGUGUCUGAAUAAUAGGAAAUCAGGGUGCUGGUCCCAGGGGGGCAGGAGGGGCCGUUGUCCCCAUGGGAUUGGUGCCAAGUGAGAGUUGAGAGGGGUGGAGAGGGUAGAUGGGCGUGGAUAAGCUUUGGCUUUGCCCCCGAGCUUCUGGGGCAGAGCAGGCAGCUGUAACUUGGCAGUCGCAGGUCAGCGCUGGGGCUGAGCUGGUUUCCGGGCUCCAGAGCCACUGUGGAGGGUGGUUAAACCCUGUGGGCUGGCCCAUGUGCCAGGCCUGGAGCCUCAGUCCUUCGCCCCUGCUUCCAUGCCAUCUGCCACCACCUGGCUGGUGACUUUCGCUAUGAUGGUAGUAGAUGAGAUGGCACAACGGUGGAGGACGACUGCUGUCUCUCCUCUGUUCCCUCCCUCUCCCUUCCCUACUCUGCUUUCCUCUUUCUCUUUGUUCUACCUUUCUUUCUCCC